Molecule: messenger RNA, 1392 nt
Organism: Sceloporus undulatus (fence lizard)
Lineage: Eukaryota; Metazoa; Chordata; Lepidosauria; Squamata; Phrynosomatidae
Gene: HMGN5
Product: high mobility group nucleosome binding domain 5
Exons: 6
Coding region: 386-703 (105 amino acids)
Biological process (GO): chromatin organization
Cellular component (GO): nucleus; chromatin
Molecular function (GO): nucleosomal DNA binding
Source: RefSeq, a predicted model, not a curated record
CUCCCAUUCCCCGGGACUCCUUUUGGCGCUCCCCAUUCAUGCAGUUUGGUUGAGUCUUGUGGUGUAUUAUUAUUAUUAUUAUUUUGAUUUUUAAAAAAACUGUUUGCAAUAAAAAAGAAACGGAGGAUUAUUAUUAAUAUUAUUAUUUUUUAACUCUUUCCUUUUGUUUGGAAAUCUGCUGCUGCUGCUUUUUGCAUUUGAAACUCUCUUGUCCAGUUUUGCAAGCAAUUGAGCUAUUAUUAUUAUUAUUUGCAACCUUUUUUUGCAAAUAAAUAACUGUGGGCAAAAGGAAGGAAGGUCUUGCAAUUAUUGUUUUUUUGGAAAGAACAUUUUGCACGCUUCUUAUCUUUGCAUUGCAAAGCAACAACUUCUGGAAGGUGCCACUAUGCCCAAAAGAAAGGCUGCAGCUGAAGGCGAGGUAAAGGAGGAGCCAAAGAGAAGAUCAGCAAGACUAUCUGCUAAACCUGCUCCACCUAAACCAGAGCCAAAGCCCAAAAAGGCAGCACCGAAGAAAGAAAAAGGAGCAAAUGAUAAGAAAGAGGACAAAAAGGUAGCGGCAAAAGGGAAGAAGGGAGCCAAAGGAAAAGAUGAAACUAAGCAAGAAGAUGCUAAAGAGGAAAACCACUCUGAGAACGGAGAUACCAAAACUAAUGAGGCACCAGCUGCUGACGUAACCGAUGACAAGGAAGCCAAGUCCGAGUAACCAGCUUAGCUCUCUACGUUUCCAUCAUUUGGUACCCGUACCGCCAUACUGUAUUGUUAAGAGAGGAAUAUUUUUAUCAACUAUUUUAUAAAUGCAGGUUUUUUUAGCAUGAAUUUAAUUAUGGAACAUCUUCAUCUCGGCUACUUGGGACUUAAACCGACAAAAACCAACAAAAAAAUCAUUGUUUUAAAAAAAUAAUAAUAAUAAUUUUGUGAUUGUCAUAGUUUGUAUGGUACCUGGAAAGAAUCAGUGGUGGUAGCUAUUGACUUCUGUCAGUAUAUAAUCCCUUUGUGUGUAAGUCAUACAGGCUUCAGAUUGUAAUUUCACCCUUGUUAUGUGUUGUACAUUUUCUUAACGUGGGGAGGUCUCAAAACAACAGGAAGAACAAAAACACACAACAUAAUUGCGUCAGACAUUCCGGUGGUUCUGUGGGUUGCUUUUAUAAAGAAGGCGAGAUAUUUUCUUGAGAAAAAAAAUCCUUAGAAGCUGGAAAUCUUGUUGUAUCCCAAAUGUAGUUUUAUUUUGUCACAUUUUGGAGAAUAAUGAUAAUAAUAAUAAAAGUGUAAUCAUGUUUUUAAAUGAAAUACAAAAAAAAACCUUAAAAAAAAAGAGAAAGGCAGGUUGACUGAAUAUAACCCACUGUUAGGAAUUUUGCUGGAUUUAUCUUAAUAAAAAAAGACUCCUCGAAA